UCCUUCUCCUUUCUUUCUUCUAUAUAAAAAUGAAGUCUAUUUUUCGUGCUGCAUCACUUCGCCAAACUUGUUUCGCAAAGUCAACCAGCAGAUUAUUGAAACGAGAUUACUUUGCAUUUUUAAUUAAUAGAAAUUCUGUCCUUAAUAAUUAUUCAACUGAUAAAAAAUCACUAACAACUCAGGCCAACACUAUGGUAGCGAAUCAAACUUUUGACUAUCCCGAAGCUCGCAAGGAUGAUUCCAUUGAAGAAGAUUUUCAUGGAACAAAAGUUAAAGAUGUAUAUCGUUGGUUAGAAGAUCCAGAUGCAAAAGAAACUCAAGCAUAUGUUGAGGCUCAGAAUAAAAUCAGUCAGCCUUUCUUAGAAAAUUGCGAACAAUGGCAAAAGAUCAACAAUAAGUUGACUAAACUUUGGAAUUAUCCAAAAUAUGGAGUUCCAGCUAAGCAUGGAGAUUUUUAUUAUUUUUAUAAAAAUUCCGGACUUCAAAAUCAAAGUGUCCUUUAUCAGCAAGAAACUUUGUCCAGUGAGCCAAAAGUGUUCUUAGACCCAAACGGUCUAUCAGCCGAUGGUACAAUUGCCCUCUCUCAAACUUCCUUCUCAGAUGAUGGUAAAUAUUUUGCUUAUGGUCUAAGUGAGAGUGGUUCGGAUUGGAUAAAAAUUAAGACCCGAGAUGUGGCAACAUCUAAAGAUUUUGAUGAAACACUUGAAAAAGUUAAAUUUUCUUCCAUAACUUGGACUAAAGACAAUAGAGGAUUUUUCUAUGGUCGUUAUCCCGAUCAAGCUGGUAAAACUGAUGGAUCUGAGACACAACAAAAUGAAAAUCAAAAAUUGUACUACCAUCGAAUUGGUGAGCCACAGGAAAAAGAUGUCCUUGUUGUUGAAUUUCCAGAACAACCAUCAUGGAGAAUAGGAGCUGAAGUAUCGGAUUGUGGAAAAUAUGUUCUUCUUAUGAUUGUAAAAGAUUGCCGCGAUAAUAUUGUUUACUAUGCGGACUUGGAAAAAGCUGGCGAAAUAAAAUCAAAAUUGGAAAUUCAUGAAAUUGUUACAAAAUUCGAAUCCGAUUAUGAUUUUAUCACAAAUACUGGUUCAAAAGUUUACUUGCGGACAAACAAAAAUGCACCCAACUAUCGAGUUAUUACAAUUGAUUUGGAAAAUCCAGCUGAGGAGAAUUGGACAACAUUAAUACCUGAACACGAAAAAGAUGUUUUGGAUAGAGUUAUGUGUGUUGAUGGAAAUAAACUUCUACUGGAAUACAUUCGGGAUGUAAAGAGUGUCCUUCAAGCACAUUCCCUUGAAACAGGUGAACUGAUACGUACAUUCAAUAUUGACAUAGGUACAAUUGGAAGUAUUUCUGGCGAAAAGAAAUACUCAGAAAUAUUUUAUUAUUUCACAUCAUUUCUUACGCCUGGCAAAAUCUAUCAAUUCGAUUUUGCCAAACCGAACGAAGAACCAACUCUGUUUCGUGAAAUAACUCUUAAUCUUGAGGGUUUCAAUAGCAAUGACUAUAAAGUCGAACAAGUAUUUUAUCCAAGCAAAGAUGGAACAAAAGUUCCAAUGUUUAUUAUAAGAAAAAAUAAAGACACCGUCACACCACGUCCGUGCCUUCUUUAUGGAUAUGGAGGAUUUAACAUUAGCAUACAACCUUCGUUUGGAAUUGUUGGCUUGAUGUUUAUUGAUUCAUUCGAUGGAGUGCUAGCUUAUCCAAAUAUUCGUGGUGGUGGAGAAUACGGGGAGAAAUGGCAUAAUAGUGGUCGUUUGUUGAACAAACAAAAUGUAUUUGAUGAUUUUCAAGCAUCAGCCGAGUAUUUGAUAAAGAAUAAUUACACUAGCAAAGAUCGUAUUGUAAUUCAGGGUGGUUCGAAUGGAGGUCUGCUAGUUGGAGCUUGUAUUAAUCAACGCCCAGAUUUAUUUGCAGCAGCCGUUGCACAAGUUGGGGUCAUGGAUAUGUUGAGAUUCCAUAAAUUCACAAUUGGACAUGCUUGGUGUUCGGACUAUGGCAACCCAUCUGAGAAGGAACACUUUGACAACCUCUUGAAGUAUUCACCCCUUCACAAUGUCCAUACACCUAAGAACGCAAAUGAAGAAUAUCCUUCAACUUUAAUUCAAACUGCUGAUCACGAUGAUCGUGUUAGUCCAUUGCAUUCGUUGAAAUUUGCUGCUGCUUUACAAGAAGCAGUAAAAAAAUCCGAUAUCCAAAAGAAACCAAUAUUGCUUCGAGUUUACAGUAAGGCAGGUCAUGGGGCUGGAAAACCCACAACAAAACGCAUUGAAGAAGCCACAGAUAUACUGACUUUUAUGUACAAAAGCUUGAACGUUGACACAAUCAACGUGUGAGCUAAAAUAGUUAACAUUUUUAUAAAAAUAUAAAUAAAAUUUAAAUUCAUUAGCAUAGCAUUUCUGCCAUAUUGCAAUAAAAAUAUUUCUUUUUUUUUUAAA
Molecule: messenger RNA, 2435 nt
Organism: Episyrphus balteatus (marmalade hoverfly)
Lineage: Eukaryota; Metazoa; Arthropoda; Insecta; Diptera; Syrphidae
Product: prolyl endopeptidase
Exons: 11
Coding region: 30-2333 (767 amino acids)
Biological process (GO): proteolysis
Cellular component (GO): cytosol
Molecular function (GO): oligopeptidase activity; serine-type endopeptidase activity
Source: RefSeq, a predicted model, not a curated record